AUGCGAUGCGCGAGCAAGGCCGCCGAGAGCGCGUCUGCACGUCUCUGUGCGGACGCCGAAGCAGAAACUACAGCAACUGAUAUCCCAUCGGUUGCUGAAUCGACUCAGCCUGUAUCACCUGGUGAUGCAGGCGCUGGUCAUGAAGACACUCGUGUCUUCACAGAGUACGAGCUCGGUGUCUCGUACUCUCCUGAUACGGAUGACGGAUCCGUAUCGACGGCAAUUGAAUCCAAGCCGCCUGCCAAGCGUGGCAUGGACGAUGCUUUGCGUCGCAGCAUCUUUGGUUCAUCUGAUGAGUCAGAUGAACCAUCGCCGAAGCGAAGGCGCUCGAGGUCGCGAGACUCGGGCGCUAAUAGUGGUGUCGUUUCUCCAAUGGACACCACUUCACAGCGAGGUGCCAGUACUUCUGUCGGCACAUCGCAGGAAGAGCGGGACCGCAAUGUGUUGCGUCUCGCUCCUGAGAAGAAGGCAUGGAUGCCUCCAAAAUCCGUCAUGGAUCACUUGUCGGCGACGACGAGUGAUCGUUAUCGAACACGAUUGUUCGAUUCGUCAAGGAUCCAUCACCUUGACCCCAGUGCGAAAAACUAUCGCGCUGAGAAUAAAUUCUUCAUCGAUGCUUUCUUCAAACAUCGAUGGUACAGUGGGAAUCACAAACGUGAUGGUCCCUCACUGCUUCAAGCGUGGAACGCCUACAUCCAUAAUCUCGAGGAUGUAGGUCGUGACGCUUGA
Messenger RNA from Peronospora matthiolae, 729 nucleotides. Lineage: Eukaryota; Oomycota; Peronosporomycetes; Peronosporales; Peronosporaceae. The record is from the annotation of a GenBank genome assembly.